Molecule: messenger RNA, 435 nt
Organism: Chlorella variabilis
Lineage: Eukaryota; Viridiplantae; Chlorophyta; Trebouxiophyceae; Chlorellales; Chlorellaceae
Exons: 5
Coding region: 1-435 (144 amino acids)
Source: RefSeq, a predicted model, not a curated record
AUGUUUGGCCUGCGGCAGCCCGGCGAGGGGCUGGAGACUGAGGUGGACAUCAAGGGCGAGCCGCAGAGCCUCGUCAAGCAGAGCCUGGACGAGAUUGGAGUGCUGGCCGGCAACCUGCUGAUGAAUGCCGCAUCCUGGCGCGUCGUGCGGGGGCAGACCUACUGCCUGCACUGCAGGGGCACCGGCAAGGAAUCCUGCCCCACCUGCCAGGGCGCUGGCAUCGUGCAGCCCGAGAAGGUUCGGAUGAACCAGAUACGCCACGCAGCCGGCAAGGUGCAGGUGCUGCUGGGGCUGAAUGAGCCCAAGAUGUUUGACUCCGACUGGAUGAAGAGCAACAGGUGCAAGCGCUGCCGCGGCACCGGGGCGCUGCCUUGCAAGCAUUGCAACGGCGUGGGCAUGCUUGGACCCGGGCAGGGGAGCGGCGCUGCGCCAUGA